Molecule: messenger RNA, 2939 nt
Organism: Heteronotia binoei (common prickly gecko)
Lineage: Eukaryota; Metazoa; Chordata; Lepidosauria; Squamata; Gekkonidae
Gene: CNGA2
Product: cyclic nucleotide gated channel subunit alpha 2
Exons: 7
Coding region: 527-2521 (664 amino acids)
Biological process (GO): monoatomic cation transmembrane transport; potassium ion transport
Cellular component (GO): intracellular cyclic nucleotide activated cation channel complex; plasma membrane
Molecular function (GO): voltage-gated potassium channel activity; cGMP binding; intracellularly cAMP-activated cation channel activity
Source: RefSeq, a predicted model, not a curated record
GGAGUGCACUAUCACUUGCAGUUGGAAGCAGGUGUGUUGCAGUAAGAGGCACGCGCUUGGAGGAACUGCCCUGGCUUUUAUCCUCCCCAGAAGUUUGCACAGUCUUUUAGCUCUUCGUGGUCACCAUGAUCCUGGUGCUACCAGCUGGGUUUCAGGGCCCUGGGAAGUAAAGAGCGAGUGACUGAGCAAGAGGAAUUGUUUUUCUGUGCCAUAAAUCAUGGUAAUGGGUCAUCUAUGACUGGCCCAGACUGCUGAAGAUACUGCAGCAUCCUUGGGAUGAAUUUUGGACCCUUCUAGUUACUCUGGUAGCUUUUGCAGCAGUGGAGCCUGAGGAGCUCUCACAACUAAUCACAAACAGUGCUGAGAAGGGAAAACUGGGCUCAGAGAGUGGAUUGCUUUGUAUUACUACCUAAGCUAACUGGAACCAGCUGGCCAACUCUUUUUCCAUGUUGGAUUUGGCUGCCAGACACGGUGCUGUGCAGGACACCUGACCGUUCAUGCCCGCGCCUUCUUCUGUGCAUGGAGGAUGCCAGAAAAGAGCAAUGGCUUGAGGACGUCCCCUGCCAAACUGACUCUGAAAUCACUCACUGCCAAUAAAGAGCGGCAUAAUCUGAGGAGAAAAUCAUCACCUGACGAUGACACUUCUUCAGAGCUGCAGCGGAUUGCUGCCUUGGAUGAAGCAGGCCGGCAAUCGUGCACUGCCCCUCAUGGGAAAAAGGGCCUUGGCAGGAUAGCCCGGUUGGUGUUGGUGCUCAGGGAAUGGGCCAACAAAGGCUGGCGAGAAGAACAGGAGCGCCCGGAUUCUUUCCUUGAACGAUUCCGUGGGCCAGAUGUGCAGAACUGGACGGUAUCUGCUAGCAGUAAAGAUACCCAGGAUAAAGAGGGCGGCAAAAAGAAGAAGAAGAAGAAAUGGGAGAUCUUUGUCUUAGAUCCUUCUGGGGACUGGUACUAUCGCUGGCUGAUGGUCAUCGCACUGCCUGUUCUGUAUAACUGGUGCAUGCUGGUAGCACGAGCCUGUUUUACUGAGCUCCACAAGCGGUACUUGAUCCUAUGGCUGGUUCUGGACUAUGUCUCUGAUGGCAUCUAUCUCAUGGACAUUAUUGUCCGGCUGCGCACAGGUUUCCUUGAACAGGGCUUACUCGUCAGAGACCCCAAGAAGCUGGGUGAUAAAUAUGUUGCCACCUUACAAUUCAAGCUUGAUAUCAUCUCCGUUUUACCCACUGAUUUUGCAUACUUUGCCACAGGCUUACACCGGCCUGAGGUACGCUUCAAUAGGCUGCUACACUUCUCCCGCAUGUUUGAGUUUUUUGACCGGACUGAGACAAGGACCAGCUACCCAAACAUCUUUAGGAUCAGCAAUCUCGUGUUGUACAUCUUGGUCAUCAUCCACUGGAAUGCCUGCAUUUAUUAUGCUAUUUCUAAGUCCAUUGGCUUUGGAGAAGACACCUGGGUUUAUCCAAAUAUAUCGGAUCCAGAGUAUGGGUAUCUGACAAGGGAGUACAUCUAUUGUCUCUAUUGGUCUACCCUGACUUUGACAACCAUUGGAGAGACUCCUCCUCCUGUGCGUGAUGAAGAGUACCUGUUUGUCAUCUUUGACUUCCUGAUUGGUGUCCUCAUCUUUGCUACAAUUGUGGGAAAUGUGGGAUCCAUGAUCUCCAACAUGAAUGCCACCCGAGCAGAGUUCCAGGCCAAAAUUGAUGCUGUCAAGCACUAUAUGCAGUUCCGCAAAGUGAGCAAGGAUAUGGAGGCCAAGGUCAUUCGGUGGUUUGACUAUCUCUGGACCAAUAAGAAAACUGUGGAUGAAUGGGAAGUACUCAAGAACCUGCCUGACAAACUGCGAGCAGAGAUAGCCAUCAAUGUCCACCUGGAGACUCUGAAGAAAGUGAGGAUAUUCCAGGACUGUGAGGCUGGGCUCUUGGUGGAACUGGUGCUCAAGCUCCGCCCUCAGGUUUUCAGCCCAGGUGAUUAUAUUUGCCGGAAAGGGGACAUUGGUAAGGAGAUGUAUAUCAUCAAAGAAGGGAAGCUAGCUGUAGUGGCUGAUGAUGGUUUGACUCAAUACGCUUUGCUAACUGCAGGGUGCUGCUUUGGUGAGAUCAGCAUCCUCAACAUCAGAGGGAGCAAAAUGGGGAACAGGCGGACAGCAAACAUACGCAGCCUUGGUUACUCUGACCUCUUCUGCCUGUCAAAGGAGGACCUCAUGGAAUCAGUGACUGAGUACCCCGAUGCCAAGAGAGUCCUGGAGGAACGUGGCCGUGAGAUUCUGACCAAAGAAGGGCUACUGGAUGAAGAAGCAGCUGCUGAAAAUAUGGAAGGGGAUGUUGGGCAGAAGCUGGACAGGCUGGAGACAAGCCUGGAGACACUGCACACCCGCUUCUCCCGGCUCCUGGCUGACUAUGACACUGCCCAGAUGAAGCUCAAACAGCGCAUAACCUACUUGGAGAACAAGCUGAAGCAAUACAACAAGGAUGAAUUUUUCUCUGAUGCCUCUGACAAGGAGGAUGAAGUGAAAGCCAAACCAUGAUGCUUCCACACUGGCAGGUUUUGCUCCAGAAAACAGCAGCUGCACACACACACGCUAACUUGAAGGAGAUCUUAUCUCCAGAUUGCUCCUCCAGAUAUGGCUACCUCCAAGGCCAUUCCCAGUGGGGUGUUCCUGAUUGCUCUCCAUUAGUUGACUGGUCUUCUUUCUUUUAAGACUUUUUGUCCUCCCUAUAUGUAUUCCUCCCCAUCCCCUCCAAAGAUAUUCCAGAUGGAGUCUACCAGAAGGAUGUUCAUUUGGCACACUCCCACUGAAUUAGCAGCUAGCCUUCCAAGAUGGACUCAGCCAAGCACUGCAAGUUCAUUCAUUUUUGACAUCUGCUUAUGUAACAUAACUGUUCCCCUUUGCAAUGCAUAAUUCAAUAUGUUAAUGCCAAAACAGGAGAGAAAAGUCCUAAGCC